This is a messenger RNA of Chaetomium globosum CBS 148.51, 6294 nucleotides long. RefSeq lists its product as uncharacterized. Gene Ontology annotation, molecular function: alpha-1,3-glucan synthase activity. The transcript has 7 exons. Gene Ontology annotation, cellular component: fungal-type cell wall. The record is from RefSeq and is a predicted model, not a curated record. The coding region runs from base 1 to 6294 and encodes 2097 amino acids. Gene Ontology annotation, biological process: fungal-type cell wall (1->3)-alpha-glucan biosynthetic process. NCBI's taxonomy places the organism in Eukaryota, Fungi, Ascomycota, Sordariomycetes, Sordariales, Chaetomiaceae.
AUGAGCACCCAGCUCCGGUUUGGUGGUGACCUGGAAGGCUUGAGAGACUCGCUAGAUUACAUCGCCGGCAUGGGGAUCAAGGCUCUCUAUAUCGCAGGCUCUCCUUUCAUGAAUCUUCCAUGGGGCGCCGAUUCGUACUCGCCCGUCGAUCUGACACUUCUCGACAAACACUUCGGUACUAUCAAGGUGUGGCAAGAGGUCAUCGACGAAAUUCAUGCCCGCGGCAUGGCGGUGGUGCUCGAUAAUACUAUGGCAACGAUGAGUGACUUGAUUGGGUUCGAAGGCUUCCUGAACGAAAGCACACCGUUCCGGGUCGAGGAACACAGGGUAAUGUGGAAGACAUCGAGGCGAUAUCUCGACUUCGACAUCAGCAACGAGUAUAAUUCGUCGUGCAACUACCCCCAGUUUUGGUACGAGGAUGGGACACGCAUCAACCCGCCGGGUCUUCAGGGCUGCUACGACAGCGAUUUUGAUCAGUACGGCGAUAUCGAGGCGUUCGGCGUUUUUCCUGACUGGAAACGCCAGCUCGCAAAGUUCGCUUCCGUCCAAGAUCGCCUUCGAGACUGGGAACCUUCGGUCGCGGCUCGUCUCGAGCUCUUCUCCUGCAUGGCUAUCAGGAUGUUGGAUGUUGAUGGGUUCCGCAUCGACAAGGCUGUCCAAGUUACCGUUGACGCCCAGGCGUCGUUCAGUUCCGCCAUGCGGAAAUGCGCAAAAGAGGUGGGCAAGGAUAACUUCGUGGUCUUUGGCGAAAUCACCAGCGGCAACGACCUCGGAUCCAUCUAUUUAGGCCGUGGGCGGGAAUCUCAGGCGGCCAAAACCUUGAAGGGCGACUGGACCAAAGCAAUGACGAUGACGCCACCUUCGACCGACAAGUCUGGAAUGUUCAUCCGUGAUGCUGGCAACAGCGCUCUUGAUGCCGGCGCUUUCCAUUACUCCAUUUACCGUUUCAUGACCCGCUUCCUUGGCCUGAGCGGGAAUCUAGAAGCAGGCUAUGACUUGCCUCUGGACUGGGUUGACGCCUGGCACCACAUGGUUGUCACGAACGACUUCUUCAACCCAUACACCAAUGAGUUCGACCCCCGGCACCUUUACGGCGCGACAAACCAAGACGUCUUUCGCUGGCCCGCCAUUGAACAAGGCGUUGAGCGCAUGCUGUUGGCUUAUUUCAUCACCACCAUCCUCCUGCCCGGUGCCCCUCUGGUUUAUUAUGGCGAGGAGCAAGCCCUAUAUGCCUUGGAUGGCACCGCUUCCAAUUACGUCUAUGGUCGUCAGGCCUUUGCUCCCUCGCCAGCAUGGAAGGCACACGGCUGCUUCGAACUUUCAGUUGACCAGUACAUCGGGUGGCCCAUCACGAAAGGGCGCAAGGGUUGCGAAGACGAGAAGGUUGCCUGGGAUCACCGUGACCCCUCCGCGCCCCUUCGCAAUAUUUUCCGCCGCAUGUUUGCUCUCCGAGAUGCCUUCCCAGUGCUCGAACACGGCUGGCUGCUUGAGAACCUUGCCAAGCAGACCGAGUCAUACCCACUUAACGGUAGCACGGUCGAGACCGAGUUUGGAGUGUGGAGUGUUGCUCGCGGCAUGUUCACCCAGUUACAGAACGACACGGACAAGCCGGUGUGGCUUGUCUACCACAACCGCCCCAACCGCACGACUUACAACUUCGUCUGCACUGAUAUCAACAAGGCAUUUGUUUCGCCCUUCGACGCAGGAUCUGACGUCGUGAAUCUUUUUGGCCAAGACAAGUCCAUCCGGCUCGAGUCUUCUCCGCGGAAGAACAACUUUACUGGCACUGGUGCAAGCGCCGGAUGUAUCCCCAGCAUCACUUUGGAACCAUACGAAUUUCGCGCUUACGUCGAAGCCACAUCCUGGGUGCAGCCGGCGCCUAUGAUCACGAAGUUCGAACCGGGUCAUGACUUUCCUAUUGACUCGACAGACCGCAACGGCGAGCUCGGUGAGAUUGCUAUCGAGUACAACGUCCAAAUGAACUGCGACUCCGUGACCAAGGCGCUGUCCGCCGUCGUUGUCACCGACGGCAAACACAACGCCACCACUCUCAAGUUUCAGACGCCCAAAUGCGAAAAGAUCACUCCCGCGGAGAAGAUCCCUUACACGGGGGCCGUCCAAUCGAGCUGGAGGUUGACGACGAGCCUACGGGACGUUCCCGAUGGUAUUGUCAAAAUCACUGUAGCCAACGCUCUCUCCGAGGACAAAGUCCCGACCAACGCAACCGACCAUUUCCUCAUCCGGUUUGGCAAACGUCUCAGCAACCCUAUCAUCUUUCCAACUGCCAAUUACUCGCGCACUUUGCUAUCCAUGGAGGGAAGUGCGAUCAAGCCACUGGGGUCAUCGGCCUUUGUACAGCACGCUGACAGCAGCGAUGUCCAGUUGGAACGCGGCUUUCCUCACAUCAGAAUUCAUGGCCCGUACAACAAAUGGGGCUAUGAUGCUGGGUUGCCUGGCUCCAUGGAUCUAGUUGCCCACCGUACUUGGUCGCUGCAUUACAUGUAUGAGUGGCCGGCGAACUUCCAGCUCAACAUCUGGGGCAUCAACCCGGAUAAUCAGCCAGACGUCGGAGCCAUCUUCGGAGACAUUGAUAACGACGGCAUUGUCGACCGCCUCCCUCCCAGCAGUCUGGCAAAGAACGUCAUCAACAUCACCAAGCCGCCGCCGAUGCCAGCCCUCGCCUAUAAGCUCGUUUACUACGAUGACAAAUUCCAGUUCGAGUACCUCCCCACGGGGCAUGUUGGCAUCCAAAUUCUGCUUUUCAUCCUCCUCACUGUCCUGCCGCUUUUACUUGCGAUUUUGGCUGGGUGGGUCUACAUGCGCAGCUUCUACCAAGUUAAGGUGAACAAAUCGGGGUUCACGAGCAAGGGAUGGAAGCCGCUGAAGCUCGGUACGGUUUCCAGGCUCGACCUCAAGUCAUUCACGAAGCGUGGGGUUGAGAUGAGUGCCAUGACACCGACACCGCCGCCAAGCGCCGCCAUGACUCCUCUCGGUGCUUCCGGUGGGCGUCGUACCGUCCUCAUUGCCACCAUGGAGUACAACAUCGAUGAUUUCGGCAUCAAGAUCAAGAUUGGUGGCCUGGGUGUUAUGGCCCAGUUGAUGGGUACGGCGCUGUCUCAUGUCGACCUCAUUUGGGUUGUUCCUGUGGUGGGCGACGUCGACUACCCCACCGACCGCAUGACACGCGCGGAAUCCAUGUUUGUCAAAGUCAUGGGUCAGCCUUACGAGAUCGAAGUUUAUUACUACACUACCAAGAACAUCACCUUCGUUGUCCUCGAUUGCCCCAUAUUCCGCAAGCAAACGAAGGCGGAUCCUUACAUUGCUCGCAUGGACGACAUCGAGAGCGCUAUCCUCUACGCCGCGUGGAAUAGCUGCAUCGCUGAGACGAUCCGUCGAUUCCCGGUUGACGUCUACCACAUCAACGACUACCACGGUGCUGCGGCUCCCCUUUACCUCCUUCCCCAGACGAUCCCCUGCUGCCUUUCUCUCCACAACGCCGAGUUCCAAGGCAUGUGGCCGAUGCGAACACCAGAGGAGCAAAAGGAGGUUUGCGAGGUCUUCAACCUGCCCCCAGAAGUGGUCAAAGAUUACGUCCAAUAUGGUUCGGUCUUCAACCUACUCCACGCCGGCGCGAGUUACCUCCGUCUACACCAGCGUGGUUUCGGUGCGGUGGGCGUGUCUAGAAAGUACGGCGAUCGUUCCCUGGCCCGUUAUCCCAUCUUUUGGAGCUUGAAGAACAUUGGACAGCUCCCCAACCCCGACCCGUCCGACACGGCCGAAUGGAACCCUGACAAAGACGUCUCGAAGCAGUCCAAGGGCAUCGAUGUCGACCAGGGUUUCGAGGAGAAGAGAGGGGAUCUACGACGCCAAGCACAAGAGUGGGCUGGCCUGGAAGUUGAUCCCACAGCGGAACUAUUCGUUUUUGUCGGUCGUUGGAGUUUGCAAAAAGGCGUGGAUCUCAUUGCCGACAUCUUCCCUAGUAUCCUGGAGAAGUAUCCCAAGACACAGCUCAUCGCUGUCGGUCCCGUUAUCGACCUUUAUGGCCGGUUCGCGGCCCUCAAGCUUCAGAAGCUGAUGGAGAAGUACCCCAAGCGGGUGUUCAGCAAGCCUGAGUUCACCCAACUGCCGCCGUACAUUUUUAGCGGUGCAGAAUUUGCACUGAUCCCGUCGCGUGACGAGCCAUUUGGCUUGGUCGCUGUCGAGUUCGGUAGGAAGGGCGCUCUAGGCGUGGGGGCGCGUGUUGGAGGUUUGGGCCAAAUGCCAGGUUUCUGGUACACAGUCGAGUCCAUGACUCCAUCCCAUUUACUCCAACAGUUCCGGCAAGCCAUUGUCUCGGCGCUCGACUGCAAAUCGUCCAAACGCGCGUUGAUGCGUGCGUGGAGUGCCAAGCAGCGGUUCCCCGUUGCGCAAUGGAUUAAGCAGUUGGAUGAACUCUACAGCGAGUCCAUCCGCAUCCACAACAAGGAAGCGAGGAAGAAGAAGCUCGAUGCACUGCGCGCUCCCAGCCCGAACCCGUCACGACCGUCUUCCCCUGCUAGCGAGGCCACAUAUGUUGAGCAAGGGUCUGCGAUAUACAGCCCGGGGCCCGAAACACACUUGGUGCCACCAUCCCCGUCGGCCUCUCCAGCACCGAGGUCCGUAAUCAGCCCCGAUUUGCCCAGUCCUUCGGCCCCGUGGCUAGGAGGCACAAGAUCUAGUUCGCCCCGCGAUUCCACCGUCAGCUCCCUCGCGGGAAGCAUCUACGGCAAUAACGCAGCGCGGGAGAGUACCGUUAGCGUGGAUAGCUUUGCGGUUCGUGCACAGAAGGAUGGCAUGGCGUCGCCGGGUUUAACUCCCAACUUUGGGCUCGCGCCACCCCGUCCCACGCUCGGACAGAGCCAUCGCAACAGCAGCCUGCUCAGUCUUCCUGACGUCGUCGGCGACAGGCACGACCUGAAGCUGCAGCAGGUGGACCAGUUCUUCAAUGAUUCAAAUGGCGAGUACUAUGCCAUAAUUCUGUCCAUCCGUCUCGGAGACUGGCCACUCUACUCCUUCCUUCUCGCUCUUGGGCAAAUCAUCUCGGUCAGCUCGUACCAGAUUGUCCUUCUCACGGGUGAGACGACCCAGACACCAGAGAAGCUGUACAUGGUUGCAUCAACAUACAUCGCAACUUCGUUGAUUUGGUGGGGGCUUGAGCGGAACUUCAAAUCUGUCUACGCUCUGUCGAUACCUUGGUUCUUCUUUGGCUUUGCCUUCCUACUGAUCGGCAUUGCGCCCUUUAUCCCCGACUGGCGUGUUGCCAACAAGCUCGAGGACGCUGCGACAUGCUUCUACGCUGCAGGGGCGAGCAGCGGCGCGCUUACGUUCGCCUUGAACUUCGGUGACGAAGGUGGCUCGCCAACAAAACAGUGGAUCACGCGCGCCUUGACUGUCUCGGGUUUCGCGCAAGUUUACAGCAUCGGGCUCUGGUACUGGGGUUCCAUGGUGGCCAACACGGACCCGACAGCAACCGUCUUCGUGGGCACCUCGAACGUCCCGCAAGCCAUCGUCGUGGGCGUGCCCAUCGCUGUCAUCUUCUGGGCCAUUGGCGUCGUGCUCUACCUCGGCCUUCCCGACUUCUACCGCCAGUCCCCGGCCACCAUUCCGGGCUUCUACAUCUCGCUCUACCGCCGCAAGAUCGUCCCCUGGUUCUUCGUCAUGAUUAUCCUACAGAACUACUGGCUGUCUGCCCCCUACGGCCGCAGCUGGCAGUUCCUGUUCAACACCCAACACGUACCCGGGUGGGGGAUCUUCCUGCUUGCCCUCGGCUUCUAUUGUGCCCUGUGGGCGCUGGUCCUCUACGGCUUUUCAUACUUUUCCGACGAACAUACCUGGCUCUUGCCCAUCUUCGCCAUUGGCCUAUGUGCCCCGCGGUGGGCCCAGGAGUUCUGGGGCACCAGCGGUAUCGGCUGGUACCUCCCGUGGGCCGGCGGCCCCAUGGGCUCGGCAAUUGUGUCGCGUUGUCUUUGGCUGUGGCUGGGCCUGCUGGACAACAUCCAGGGUGUCGGUCUGGGCAUGAUGCUUUUGGCGACAUUGACGAGACAGCACGUGUUGACGGUGCUGAUCGGAGCGCAGGUGGUGGGUAGUGCGUUCACGAUGCUGGCGCGGGCGACGAGCCCCAACGCGCUCUCGCCGCAUACGACGUUCCCGGACUUCUCACAGGGCGUCAUGCCUGGCGCGGCCAGUCCGUUCUUCUGGGUGUGUUUGCUGUUCCAGCUGAUCAUUCCCAUCGGCUUCUUCAAGUUCUUCCGCAAGGAACAGGUUUCCAAGCCUUAG